Messenger RNA from Archocentrus centrarchus (flier cichlid), 1991 nucleotides. Its product is annotated as L-amino-acid oxidase-like. Bases 30 to 1604 code for a protein of 524 amino acids. NCBI's taxonomy places the organism in Eukaryota, Metazoa, Chordata, Actinopteri, Cichliformes, Cichlidae. Gene Ontology annotation, molecular function: L-amino-acid oxidase activity. The record is from RefSeq and is a predicted model, not a curated record. Gene Ontology annotation, biological process: amino acid catabolic process. The transcript is spliced from 7 exons.
GAAAAAAGAAGACAAAUGUGUGACGGGACAUGGAGCCACAAAUAAACAAGUGGACAUUUUUUGCCAUCAGUGUGCUGCUGCUCACUCUGUACUCCACCACUGCUGCAGCCAAUCUGAAGGAAGAGUUGGCUAAUUGUCUGGAGGACAAAGACUACGAGGAGCUGCUGCUGACAGUACAGACUGGCCUUCCUCACAUCCAUAAGUCUCAUCACGUUGUAAUUGUUGGAGCUGGAAUAGCUGGACUGACAGCUGCCAAGCUACUGGAAGAUGCAGGACACAGGGUCACCAUUAUAGAGGCUAGUCAUCGUGUGGGAGGACGGGUGGAGACCUACAGGGAUCAAAACGAUGGUUGGUAUGCUGAACUGGGUGCAAUGAGGAUACCGGACAGUCACAAAAUCGUUCGCUGGUUUAUCAAAAAAAUGGGACUCAAGCUGAACCAGUUCAGAAUGUACGACUCCAACACCUAUUACCUGGUUCAUGGACUGCGGAAGAGGACGUACGCAGUGACAGCAAACCCAGACAUCUUGAAAUAUAAACUACCGGAAAGUGAGAGGGGGGUGUCAGCUGAGCAGCUGCUGCAGAAGGCUUUGCAGAAGGUGAAAGAUGAAGUUAAGGCCCAUGGAUGUAGAGCUGCAUUCAAGAAAUAUGACCAUUAUUCAGUGAAGGAAUAUCUGAUACAGGAAGGCGGCCUAAGUGAAGAGGCAGUGAUUAUGAUUGGAGAACUGCUCAAUGAACAGAGCCUUAUGCAUCUGGCUCUGACUGAGAUGCUCUACAUCGAGAGUGACGUCAAUGACAACACUACGUAUGAUGAAAUAACUGGUGGGACAGAUCUCCUCACCACGGCUUUUCUCUCAGUUCUUGAAGGCCCCAUCCUCCUCAGCUCCACAGUCAAACGCAUUAGACAAUCGCACAAGGGUGUAACUGUGUCAUAUCAGAGCAGUGAUGAGUCCUUUUUAACAGAUAUUCAUGCUGAUGUCGUCCUGGUAACAACCACAGCCAAAGCGGCGCUCUUCCUGGAUUUCAAACCACCUCUCUCCAUGCAAAAAAUGCACGCCUUGAGGGCUGUCCACUAUGAAAGCUCCACUAAAGUCCUCCUCACCUUCAAGAGGAAGUUCUGGGAGGAUGACGGCAUCCACGGUGGAAAGAGCAUCACAGACGGGCCCUCUCGUUACAUCUACUACCCCAGCCACAGUUUCCCAAAAAAUAAGACCAUCGGCGUCCUCCUGGCUUCAUACACUUGGGCCGACGACUCCCAAUUCCUCCAAGCUGCAACUGACGAAGCCCUCAAAGAGCUGACUCUGAGAGAUCUGGCGCAGAUUCAUGGUGAGCUAGUAUGGGACCUCUGUACUGGCGUGGUGGUAAAAAGGUGGGGCAUUGAUCCAUACAGCCUAGGUGCCUUUGCUCUCUUCACACCCUACCAACACAUAGAGUACUCAAAGGAGCUCUUCAGAAGUGAAGGCAGGAUCCACUUUGCCGGGGAACACACAGCUUUCCCUCACGCUUGGAUCGAAACAUCUAUGAAAUCAGCCAUCAGAGCGGCUAGAAACAUUAACAAAGCUGCACACAAAGACUCGGCAGGAAAUCAGCAUCACCAUGAGCUCUGAGAUCUUAAAUAUGUUCUCCAUGGCAAAAAAAGAAACAUGUCAUUUCAAAAGUUUUUCUACAUCUCUAAUUGUUGCUGAUUAAUGAGUUCACUGUGACAUAUCUUCCACCAUACAACUCUAAUCUGAAUUAAACUGGGCUAUGUUGCAUUAUGUUAAACGCCUACAACACACUUUACCAAUAAAUGCCUCGAUAUAAUGAUUGGACAUAUUCCUAAAAACUCUAUGUUGCUGUUAGUUAUUUAUAUAAUUAAUCUGGUGCUCAGUGGAAACAAUUAUUUAUUUUAUUACUUUUUACUUUACUGUUUUUUCUGAUCAUGUCGGGUGCUGUUGAAUUCUUAAUAAAAACAAUUUUAUUACACAGAGUCAGAAUGCCUUUAUGGUCACUGG